AUGUCUCAAUCAAAGCUUCGUCUUGCUAUUUUGGACGACUAUCAGGGGAUUGCAGUUUCCAAAUUCCAUCACCUUGCCUCGCGUGUUGAUGUCGCCUCCUUCCCGGAUACACUUCACCCAGAGGUCCCUGAGGAAAGGGAGUCGCUCAUACAGCGUCUCCUACCUUUCGAUGUCAUCUCCACCAUGCGUGAGCGCACGGCACUCCCUGCAGACGUUACAAACGCCCUCCCGAAUCUGAAGCUCGUCCUGACGACUGGAAUGAAAAACUCCGCCAUCGACAUGGCCGCGCUCAGUCAGCGCGGUAUUCCGGUCCUUGGAGCCAAGGGGAUCGGGCUCGGGCUCAGCACAAGUGGUGUGCCAACACCCACCUCCCUCGAUUCAACACUACAACAUACCUGGGCUCUCAUUUUGGGUCUUGCCCGGGGCGUGGCUAGCAAUGAUGCUAGAAUGAAGCAGGGCGGCUGGGAAGGGUCCUUCGCCACUGGCCUGACGGGCAAGACUUUGGGAUUGCUGGGAUUCGGCAAACUGGGCGCCGACACCGCAAAGGUUGGGGUUCUAGCUUUUGGAAUGAAUGUGGUGGCCUGGUCAAGUAAUCUCACGCAGCAGCAGGCGGAUGAAAAGGCUCGAGGUUUUGGUCUGCCCGAGGGGACGUUCCGGGUUGCGGCGAGCAAGGAGGAUUUGCUACGCAGUGCAGACGUGUUGAGUAUCCACUAUGUCUUGUCCGACAGGAGUAGGAACAUAUUAGGGGCACCGGAAUUGGCACUGAUGAAGCCGUCCGCCUUACUGGUUAAUACAUCACGGGGCCCGUUGGUCAAUGAGAAGUCUCUUCUCUCGACCUUGGAGCAAGGCAAGAUCCGAGGAGCCGCCAUCGAUGUCUACGAUUUCGAGCCACUCCCCAAGGACAGCAGAUGGAGAAGUGUUCCCUGGGGCAAGGAUGGUAGAAGCGAAGUUCUGCUCAGCCCUCAUAUGGGGUAUGUGGAGGAGGGUGUCAUGAACCGAUGGUACGAGGACUCUGCGGCAAACUUAGGGUUAUGGCUGGAAGGCAAGGAGGUGCCGACGAAGUUAAGCUAG
Aspergillus puulaauensis is the source of this 1071-nucleotide messenger RNA. Its product is annotated as D-2-hydroxyacid dehydrogenase family protein. The record is from RefSeq and is a predicted model, not a curated record. NCBI's taxonomy places the organism in Eukaryota, Fungi, Ascomycota, Eurotiomycetes, Eurotiales, Aspergillaceae. The coding region runs from base 1 to 1071 and encodes 356 amino acids. Gene Ontology annotation, molecular function: NAD binding; oxidoreductase activity, acting on the CH-OH group of donors, NAD or NADP as acceptor. The transcript has a single exon.